AUGUCAUCACGUGGAGAUUCCGGAUAUAUGAGUCAAUACGAUUCUAUUUACAGUCAAAAAUCAGAGGUUGAUAGUUUUGAUCAUUUGAAUGAUGUUGAGUAUGUGGAUUAUCCUACCGUGAGAAGUUCAAUGCCUUCUCCUUAUAAUGAUCGAAGAGACGAACAUAUAGAGAAAAAUGGAACCAAUCGCCACACAUAUCACACAUCAAAUCAUAAUAGUUCCUUUGGUAACGAUUCUUUAUACCCGCCGUUACCAAAUCAAAGAUAUCAAUAUUCUACUUCACCGAAUUCUAAUUCCUAUGAAUACAAUAGAAAUGAAUUUUCAUCUUUCGAGUCAAAUAGAGAUGAUCCACCACUACCCCCUUCACCUUAUAAACCUCCAUUAUCUCCAAGACCUCAUCUGAUUCACUAUUCAACUUCGCCUUUGAUUUCUCCAAGGUUACCUCCACAACAAUCAUAUACUUCACAGGGAAACCCUCCAGAAUUAUAUAUACCCAAACCAUCACCAAGGAGUGCUUCAUUACAAAACAUAAGUCGUUCUGAAUCAAGUCCUCGACUAAACACAUCGUUUCCGGUUAAUAUGGUUAAGAAUAAUGCAAACAUUCGUCCUUAUCCAUACGUUGACACUCCGAAAACCCUAAACUUCAAUAAUAAUAAUAAUUUUUAUCAACAAGAAAAACCUGAACAAGUUUUAGAUGCGUUUGAUUUUUCCGAAACACAGGACAUAAUCGAUUCCUAUUAUGAUGAUCAUGAAGUUAAUGAACAAGAAAUAACAAGAAAUCGAAAACGUGAAGCUGCUGUAAAGGAAGUACUUACCACAGAACGAACGUAUGUUGAUGGUUUAAGGAAACUUGUGAAUGUAUUUUUAUCUCCCCUGCGAGAAAAUUAUCAAAGAUCUAUUAAUAAGAUCUUAUCAACAAAACCUGUCGCAACUAAUGAUGAAAUUUCGGCUAUAUUUGGAAAUAUUGAGCAGCUAUUGACAUUACAUGAGCAACUAUUGAAGUCGUUAGAAGAAAGGAAUCGAAAUUGGAGCCCUACACAACGUAUUAGCGACAUAUUUCUACAAACUGCUCCAUACCUUAAAAUGUACAUAAUUUAUUUAAAAAGCUUUCCACAAGCAAUAACGACCAUGGAACGACUUAAUAAAGAGAGCAAGGAUUUUAAAAAAUUUUUGCAGCAAUGUCAGCAAAAGCCAGAGUUAGGAGGAUUACCGUUCAACUCUUUUCUGAGUCUUCCUAUUCAAAGAAUUCCACGUUAUAAAUUAUUGACGGAAGCUUUAUUAAAACAUACAAAAGAGUCACAUCCCGAUUAUCAAAACUUAAAGAAAUGUGUGGCUCAAAUUUCAGCGAUUGCUGAAGAAGUGAACGAAAAAAUACGAGACGCUGAGAAUCAGCAGAAAGUACUAGAAAUUCAAGCAACGGUUACAAAUUUGCCGAAAAACAUAGUAGAUCCUGCACGAAGGUUCAUUUAUAACGGAAAUCUUUACAAAGUUACACCAAGACAGACAAAUAAUAAACCUUUCUUUACGGCAACACAGGAUUUACGAGCACACUUUCUUUUUAAUGACCUUUUGCUUUUCUGUUUAGAUUUUCAAGGAAUAUACCAUUACAAAGGUGAAAUUGAUCUGAGAUUUGCGACAGUUAAAGAGAUUGACGAUGAUUCUGCAGAUCAACCUUUUUGCUUUCAAAUACUUACUACUGAUGUAAGGAAUGGAGCACAUACCGUUCGUGCAACAAGCUUCGAAGAAAAAAAUGAAUGGAUCACCAGACUUAAAGGAGCAAUAUGGUCACUACAAAAUGGAAGAGUGUCGUCUAAUUCUGAUGGAAAACAAUUAGAUAAUGACGUUGAAACACUCUAUUCUUGCAUACUUGUUAAUCGUUUGUGGUUUACUCUGGCCGUUCCUGAACUAUGGAAAAAUCCUUUCGUUACUAUGUCAUCUGGCAAUCCAAAACACCAAGGAUCACUCAUCGAUGUUUACAUUGCUUGUCUUCCAAAAAAAGUUAGAGAGAAUAUUUAUUCUGGGACGACAAGAUCACCAAUAUUUAAUUACGCUAAAUACUUACGAUGUAUUAUUAUCGGAACAAUGUGUAAAUGUGUUAGCAAAUGGAUUAUAUCAAAGAAAGAUGAACUACUCUCAUUAUACUAUGUACACGUGACUGGGAUUGCGAAUAACGAGACGGUUAUCGUUAAAACUUUAUGUGAUUAUUUCAUCUCCUGUUCGACUCGUAUUGAUGAAGUUGAUUUAUCGUAUCGCCCUAUCAAUUUAUUCUUAAAUCCAAAUUUGUCAAGGAUAAAGACAUUUAGAUGUAGUGUGAUGUUUUUGCCCGACUUGUUGGAAGCUGGUAUCGUUAAAUCGGCUUCCAAGAUCGCGAAUGAUAUUCAAUUCCUGGAAAUUCGAUUCAUUUGUUCAUAUAAUUUUUCCUCGGGUACGAUGAAUACCCCGGUUAAUGACAUAAUAGAUUUGAUUGAAUCACAAAAUAACUUACAACACGUAUUGCUUCAAUGCACUCCAUUCGAAUUCCUCACACUUAUGGUUAGUAUAUGUACCCACACAAAAACUUUGACAAGUAUUGAUUUAUUUAAGAUCGCUUUUGGUUGUGGUCUUCCACUUCAAUAUUUAGCAAAAUUGGAGAAUUUACAACAUCUCUCGUUUAUAUGUUGCAAUUUUUCUGGAACAUCCGAUUUAAAUGUUGAUGAUUUAUCAUUUCAAAGGUUAAAGUCUAUAACUAUCAAAGUGACAAACAUUCAAGUGGAUAUAUUGGAAACUUUGAUACGUCAAGCCAGAGAUAGCAUACGCGUAUUGGAAAUUAGGAAUUUUAGAAAUCUACGAGAAUUAAUUUAUUCAUGUAGAAAUAAUUGCACCCUAUUAACGAAAUUGAUCGUAUCAAUUAAUCAAGGGACCCUUUUAUCAAUUAUUUCCAUGAUAACCACGUGCAGAAAUUUGGAGGAAAUUCAUAUUUUUGAUGAAACCAUGCAAGAAGGUUUUUAUAUGCCAAUUGAUAUAAAAUGUACGCUUACGGCUGAUGAAUUUAUUUGUCAACUUGGAAUGGCAUUACCGGAAAAGGUUCAUACGAUAAGAUUUAUUAUGGAUUGGUUUUAUAAAUCAAGUUCACUUGAUACAUUUUUUAAUCAAUGUAAUGCGAGAAGGUUGAAAAGGUUGGAAUUUAGUAAUUGCUCCUUUUUCUCUAGUAGACAUUUAGAUGUUGUAGUUCGUCAUUGUGGCAAGACAUUAAGAUAUCUAUCUUUUAAUAGUUAUCAUCGCAUGUCUAGGGAAUAUGUGAAGAAAGUGAGCAAAAUAAUUCCGAAUCUUGUUGUUGAAAAUGACGAAUUCAACAGGGCAUGUUAA
Molecule: messenger RNA, 3345 nt
Organism: Funneliformis geosporum
Lineage: Eukaryota; Fungi; Glomeromycota; Glomeromycetes; Glomerales; Glomeraceae
Source: the annotation of a GenBank genome assembly